Pectinophora gossypiella (pink bollworm) is the source of this 1789-nucleotide messenger RNA. It is a transcript of the gene SerRS-m, whose product is annotated as serine--tRNA ligase, mitochondrial. The record is from RefSeq and is a predicted model, not a curated record. The coding region runs from base 504 to 1781 and encodes 425 amino acids. The transcript has 4 exons. Gene Ontology annotation, biological process: mitochondrial seryl-tRNA aminoacylation. Gene Ontology annotation, molecular function: tRNA binding; serine-tRNA ligase activity; ATP binding. Gene Ontology annotation, cellular component: mitochondrion. Lineage: Eukaryota; Metazoa; Arthropoda; Insecta; Lepidoptera; Gelechiidae.
UUUGGCGGGAAACGGGAACGGGACAGUUGCUUUCUUCAUUGAAUAAUCUAAAUAAUUAAUACGAAGUGGUGUUUUGUGGUUGAUGAUCGCAUUAAGUUAGUCGGAAGACAUUCGCCAGUGUUAUUAUAUUGGAGUAUUCAAUAAACAAAGUGUAUCUGCCUAUUUUCGCUUCGUGUCAAGAAGCCGCUUCAUAACUCGAAAGUUUAUGCGGACUUUCGAGUUAAUUCGUUUGGGGUUCGGAGUAGGAGUCUACUCCGAGGGUGGGGGCUUAGGUUUCAUCAUCAUCACCUUUCAUCAUUUCAUCAUUCAUCAAGAAAAAAAAUACGUAAGACAUGGCUGUAUGGGCAUAGUUCCCUUUGCCUUACCCUUCGGGGAAAACCAAAACAAAAAAAAAAACAGCUGAUCAAAUGUUUUAUUUUUCAUUUCAAAGGAUUGUAAUGUAAUUCUUAUUUUUUCUAAAUUUGCUGACAAGAAAGGGUGUCUACAAAUUCAAAGAUAUUACAAUGCUGUCUUCAUUAAUGUAUAAGACGAGUUUGUCGAUAAGAUCAUAUUUUCUAAGGUUAUAUUCAUCUGUGCCUCUUCCUGAUAUUGAUGUUGAUUAUUAUUGCAAUGUAGAAAAUACUAUGGAGAUCAUAGAAAACAUAAAAAAAAGGAAAGGUGUGGGCAAUAUCAAUCGUGUUUUGGAAACAUACAAUAUCUUUAAACAAACUUCACCAAAUGAUAAAUCAUAUUUCACUAUAAGAGAGAACUUGUUUAAAGAACUUAGUACUUUGCCAAACAAAACCCACCCUUCUGUAAAAGAGUAUAAAGAGGAUCCGCGUUUAGUACGUGAAUUAAAUAAAAAGAGAGACUUUGGCAGUUAUGUUCCUUUAGAAUUUGGUGAAAUUACAAGACGUUUGAACUUAAUGCGUACUGACAAGUUAGGACAAACUUGUGGUCACAAAAGCUAUUAUUUUCUGGGAGAGUUAGCAGAACUAGAAGAAGCAUUAAUAAAGUAUACUGUUUGCUCAUUGUUGAAAAAAAACUUCAAUUUAGUAUCUGUACCAGAUAUUCUUCCAAGCAAUGUACUGCAGAGUUGUGGGAUGAUGGUGAACAAUGAUCGAACACAGAUUUAUUCUCUGGAUCCUCUCCAUCAUGGACCUGAUUUGUACCUAUCAGGUACAGCUGAAAUGUCUCUAGCAGGAUUAUUAAUGAAUACAGUCCAUCAGAAACAAGACUUACCAUUGAAGCUAGCUGCAGUUAGUCGUUGUUAUAGGGCUGAAACUUCUAAUCUUAUUGAAGAAAGAGGCAUUUACAGAGUACAUCAGUUUACAAAGGUAGAAAUGUUUGCUGUUACCACACCGGAGCAAUCUGAAGAAAUGCUGGAGUACCUUCAGAAAACAGAAGAAGAAUUAUUCUCUCCACUUGGAUUCCAUAUGAAAGUGUUAGACAUGCCACCUCAUGAGUUGGGAGCUCCUGCUUAUAGAAAGUAUGACAUUGAAGCUUGGAUGCCAGGGCGUAACAACUAUGGAGAAGUGUCAAGUUGCAGUAACUGUACAGAUUACCAAUCCAGAAGACUUCAUAUCAAAUACAUUGAUAAAAGCAAACUAAUGUAUGUUCAUACUCUAAAUGGAACUGCAUGUGCUAUCCCAAGAAUGUUAAUUGCAUUAAUAGAAACUCAUCAAGAUCUUAAGGGAAAAAUACUUAUCCCAGAGAUUUUGCAACCAUUUAUGAAUGGUAAGAAAUACAUUACCAAAAAUACAUCUAUACCUGAAUUAAAAUUGUUGAAAAUAAAGAAAUAAAAUAACAA